Messenger RNA from Suillus discolor, 4126 nucleotides. RefSeq lists its product as uncharacterized. The record is from RefSeq and is a predicted model, not a curated record. Lineage: Eukaryota; Fungi; Basidiomycota; Agaricomycetes; Boletales; Suillaceae. Gene Ontology annotation, molecular function: protein binding. The transcript has 4 exons. The coding region runs from base 45 to 4067 and encodes 1340 amino acids.
CGCUGGCAGAGAGGGAACCGCGCUCUGUCGCUCUUUCCUCCAUAAUGGACGAAGCUCAUAGUCUUGUAGGCCAGUGCGGAGAUGCCCCAGUAGUCGUUCCCGACGAUGGGCAGGAUAAUACCGUGGACAUGAAUUCAAGUCCUCAGGGUCUGACGGUCACCGCCAUCAAAGUUGUCGAUACUAGUACUCCGAAGACUACUAAUACUGAAUCGGCCAUUCAACCUGCGACGGACACAGCUUCUCUUCCCACGAAUACUCAACAAUCCCUUGAUAAUGCAAGCAUCCACAGCCUGCCCGUCAUACCCGCUUCCUCAGUUCAAACACCCACUACUGCGUCCACAGAUCCGUUGUCGGAACCAAGUAGUAGGCUAAUUGAACGAUCGAAUUCGACCAGAAACAAUCGCAGGUCUGUCAUGGAUGCACGUCCCUCCAAUCGCCUCUCUGGCUUUUGGUCAAAUUUAAUACAUCGGAGGGAUACAAUUACCCCAUCUUCUUCCCGAACAUCUGCUCGAGAUGAUGGGCCGCAGCCACCCGACCCAGUUCAGUCUGAUUCUAGGUCCAUAUCUCCACCUCCUACACCUACCAGACCUCUUACGCCUCCACCUUCACUCGCCCCUCCAACUCUGAGAGAACUCGGUCUCUCCCUAUCAGUCGUCACAGAAGAUUUAUCUCCUUCACACUUUACCACUCCUCCUACCAGUGGGACUUUUAUGGCACCUCACUACCUUCUUCUGUGCCAUGCCCAAGGACUUGAUGUCCUUCCUCUCGUGUCUCCCCCAGCCGCCCAUCCUUACGCGCUGGUGCGCAGGGUCAGUUUUAAGAGUGUGGUCGUCAUGGAACAUCGCGGUGUAUUAGUGGCCAUAGCAGGCAGACGAGACGGUGUUCGUGUUUAUGCAUUGGAGGAAGUCAAAAAAGCCGUAGAGUGGCGUAUGGAGGUUGAGACUCGACGAGAACGUGAACGAUCUAGGAGGGAGGAAUCGAAGAGGGUGGGAUCUGGCAACUCCAGUGUAGAUUCAACCGAGGCGAAAUUCAGGUCAUUGACACGUUCGGGACAGGUUCUCAAGACAGAAAAGCUUCUCAGAAAGUCGUCAUUACCGACAGCCUCAACGCAGAAAUUGCCCAGGCCGCCCACAGUCCAACCUGUAACACCCCACCAGCCAGCCGAACAGCCCCCACCUUAUUCUGCAGUAACCGAAAUCACUCGACCCCGUUUGCAGACACAACCAUCCACCAUUUCGGUUAACCUCUCAAGGUCCCGUCGUUCGUCCCUUUCUCAUGUAAUUGUUCCCCCCGUCCCAUCCCUACCCAAUAUGGGUUCCGGUACAGAGCAGGAAGACCCGAUGGCCAAGACUGUAGAUUGGCUCGAGGCGAGUGACGAUGAAGCCAUCGAUGUACUAACCGCAGGUGCAAGCGGUAGUCAAGCUUUGGAUGAACGCACUAGCGCUAUUCCCCCACCCCGAAACAGCGAUACCGUCGAAGGUGGUUCUACGUCACUUCCCGUACGCAGUUCAGCCACAUAUAGUCGAAGGAAUCGUCCCGCGAACUUAGAUCUGACUCUGGCACAACCGAACACGAUACUAGCUCAACCCCCUGAACCAUCUCCAACCCUGCAGACCAUUCGACAAGCAUUGCGGAGUUCGCCGCCAAGCAUUCGCACAACACCUCCAACGCCGGCUCCCGCUGAUGAGCCACCUCAAAGACGCCCUGUUCCAGAUAUCGAUCUAGAUGAUGAUGAUGACGAUGGCGCGACUGGUACAAUCGACCGUAUAACGCUUGCUCAGGCUCUUUUGGAGAGCAGAGUUCCUGACCUCCCACCAGCAGGGACAACGAGACCACAAGCUCCGAUUAUGAUUGGGGCAACUCCAUCAGGUACAGAUGAUGAUGCGCCACUCAGUCCUCCAUCACAGGACGGUCGCUCUUUACGGCGCCGCCCGAGUACUACGAAUUUUUCUGAAAGGCGAAGAAGGAGGUGGUCAGUACUGGCUGGCAUCUUCAACGGCAGUGGUUCGUCUGAUGCUCCCCACUCUAAUGUCCCUGUGAUGUAUGAUACUCCUCUGGAGUCCCCCACAUCUCCAACAUCUCCGACGAUACCCAUACCCGGGGCUGAGGAAAGGUUCCCAACUCUGACACGUUCAGCUUCCACACGUUCACGUCCCUCAGAACCCCCUCAGCUUGUUCCACGUCCUUCGACCUCAGGAGGACAUAGCGUAUCCCCUACCGUCAAUCGACCACCUUUACCCACUUUACCCAUUCCUCCACAUCCGACAAUUCACGCUCGCCUUCUUCCUCGCAUUAUAAGCAAUGCAUUCAGUUCCAGGAGGUCUACCGAGCGGCCUCCAGCGCUGGUAUUUACAGAGCCUGAAAGGAAGAAUGGAUCACAGACACUUACAACAUCACUACCUCCUCCAAAGCUAGACUACGUCAAGCUACCGGGUACGAAAGGCUCCCUUAUCAUCAAGGCCGUGGAGACGCCAAAAAAGAGCUUUCUCGCUAUUCUCUGCGGAGAUAAUGGCGAAAAGGUUGAGCUUUUUGCCGGGACGUAUCGAACUGCCCUGGGUCUUUCACGUACCUUCAUCCUUCCCGAUUCUCCGCGUUCUUUGGAACUCCAGCUGCAGGGUGAUGACCUUGUCGAAGUAUUUCUUGUCUUUUCUCAGAACGUCUUUGGCUUGGAACCUGCCACAGUACGAGUUCGCGAGGUCCGAAUUGGUCGAGCCGAGCGACGUGCAGCUCGGCGAAGAGUUCGAGAAAUACGCUCGGGUCAGCCAGACGUCUUUGACACAGACCCACCUCCACAAGAUGACGAGGAUACCAACAUCAGUAUCAGCAAUCGACUUUCAUUACCAUCCGGCGAUCCGUCUAGAAAUAAUUCUAAUACUAAUCUCCCAGACGCGCCAGUAUCUCAAUCGCAGACACCAACUGGUGGUGCCCCUGGAUCUGCUCUUGCACAUGCUGAAGAGCUUGUAGCACUAGCCUCCGCUCCUCUUGGCCCAUAUACCACCUUCCAACAGUUGUCCUAUGCGCCAAAGUUGCCUUUGGCUACUAUCGCUGAUGACUAUAUCAUUCCACCAACAUAUCCCGAGUUCCUUGACUACCGUGCCGAGCAUGAACCCGAUGCUCAAGGUAAUGCCAAUGUUGACCUAGCGUCUAUACAAUUUUCACCUCCUGGCCUACCCAUGCCAGCAGCAGCACCGCCUUCUAGAUGGCUUUACCGCGAUCCGAAAGGAGUUGUGCACGGGCCCUGGAAAGCCAGCCUUAUGCAAGCGUGGUAUAAGGAUGGUUUGCUUCCACCAGAUCUACCAGUUCGCAAAGAGGAGGAGAAAGUGUUCAUGUUACUCAAGGAUCUGAGGCAGCAGUGCGUUGAUCCUUCCCAUCCGUUCCGGUCAGCAACACCACCAUCGGCAGCCCAGCACGCUCCUCCUGCGUUGGAUGCUGCCAAACCUCUCUUAGCCCCAAUAUCUCUUCUCGUCCAGCCUCGACAUUUCGGCCCGCCUGCACUGUUCUUCUCUUCACGUGGCGGCCACAGUACGUCCAUAGUCGAUGCUCGUGGUCGGGCUGUUCUCAAAGGCCGCUUUAUCUGGAGCACGGACAACGAUGACGAGUCGAUUCCCCGCAUGGGAGAUGUUAAGCGUGUAGAGGCUUUUGACGUCAAAGACCGCUCUGUCCUCGUGGCUAUGCGCCAAGGGGGCGUGGAAGCGGUGGAUUUUGGUGACGCGUUACUCAAACCCGCGGAUGAGUCGCGUACCCUGUUACCCCAAUUCGCACCGCCGCCAUCGAAUAUCAAUAGACGUGGACCGUUCGUUUGGAAGAUGGGCACUCCUGUCGGUUCCUCCACAUCAAAUGCCAUGGCCCUGUCGUCAAAGACAAAAGGGUCAGGCUACCUUGGGAAGAAGCCAAAUCACACUACGGGGAAAUCUCCUGCAAGAGCGGAGUUCAAUAGCAUGGGAGAUGGGGACACCGAGAGCACAGACGAGGUGCUCUUUCUUGGGCGUCAGGGAGACGAGGUUUUCCUAUGUGAACGUAAUGCUGGUGCAUUCCGGAUACUGCGACUAAGUCCCGAUUUGUCGUAAUCAUUGUCAACUUAUUAUGCCUAGAUCUUCUUGCAACAUUUCCAUUCAGCUGUUGUUUU